AUCGCCAUUGGAUUAAGAAACGAGUCGGAAUAGGGAAUGGGCUUGAUAUGGGCCACGGCGGAGGAGUUGAGCCACAACAGAGCCCGAGUGCUGUCGCUUUAUAGGCAAAUUCUACGGAGCCUCAAUUCGCCGGCGCUGCCGUUGAGCUUCGCGGCGAGGCUCGCGAAGAAGGCGGAGGUGCGAGCAAUGUUCUGGGUGGGUUCCGAUGAACGCUCUCUGCACAACAUUACUGACCUAAUCGACGCCGCAGAGUACUCUCUCUCCUUUCUUAGAAAAGGCCAACUGCCUCCUCGUCACAUUAACUAAACAAUGCUAACAUGUUUUUUGAUUUAUAAUGUACAUGUAUUUUAGUGUAGUGUGUGAAUAAUUGUAUGAUGGCAUAAAUGCUUUGAUAAUUUUUGGAGCAAUGAUUCAUAAUUUUCUCCUGUUGUGUGCAUUCGUUGAACUGAAUUUUGAAAUUUGUUUGGUGUGAAAUGAAUUCCUGAAGUUAGUUUUAUGUA
Messenger RNA from Vigna umbellata (rice bean), 500 nucleotides. RefSeq lists its product as uncharacterized. The record is from RefSeq and is a predicted model, not a curated record. Lineage: Eukaryota; Viridiplantae; Streptophyta; Magnoliopsida; Fabales; Fabaceae.